UUAUCUUUCGAUAUCUUGGAUAAUUGAUUGAUUAGAAAAGCUCAACAAUUUUUCAAGUUUCUUUUAUAAUGAGAAUUAAAUUAAUGAAAGUCAAGACAGUGUUUUCUUAGAAUAACACAUUAAGAGCCACACGUUAUCUCUUAACAACGCAAGUAGUCAGUUGAUCGGUUCAAAGGUAGACUCAUCUUGAAAAUACAUAUGGUAUAAUUAAAAGCAAAGCCAUCAUCCAAAAAUGUUUUAUAACUGAUUAAGAAUUACACUCAUUUUAUUCAACCCAUAAGAUUAACAAAGCGGGCUUAUCAGAAAUUUAAAGAGCGCGACUCGAAUACAUUUUGACUUAUCAGUGGUUUAUAUUAAAGAGCGAGAGAUGUGUUUAUUAUGAUUCUAAUAAAAAAGAGAACUAAUUUAUGAAGUAAGUCAAUAUAAAUUCAACUGAGAAAUCAUAAUAUAUUGUAUUGUCGUAGAAUGAAGAAGUAUAUACUCGGUGCUCUCCUGCUGAGCGUUUGCCUCGUUUCGAUUGAUGGGGAAAAUUCGCAACUUGAACAAGACUUUGAGGAGUUUAAAAUUCAAGUCAAUAGUAAAAUUGAUGAGCUAUCGUGGUCAUUGAACACUUUACUGCAAGCUUUGCAAAGUCGUGUUGCUGCUUUGGAGAGGCGUGCGCCUGCGUUACCGGGCAUGGUUGGACCACCAGGGCGAGAUGGCAUAAAUGGAUACAAUGGACUACCGGGGAUGCCUGGACCACAGGGGCCUCAAGGCUUAACAGGCAAAAUUGGACCGCUUGGACCACCGGGGAUCCCAGGACCGGAUGGAUAUCCGGGAAUACCUGGGCCACCUGGACGAAUGGGCUCUUCGUAAAUGUAGCUGAAGAAAGUGGAAAUUCUCUUUCGAUAUCUUGGAUAAUUGAUUGAUUUAUGUUCUUCGGUUGUCAUCGCUGGUCGCAG
This is a messenger RNA of Drosophila rhopaloa, 941 nucleotides long. Its product is annotated as collagen alpha-1(X) chain-like. Lineage: Eukaryota; Metazoa; Arthropoda; Insecta; Diptera; Drosophilidae. The transcript has 2 exons. Bases 466 to 855 code for a protein of 129 amino acids. The record is from RefSeq and is a predicted model, not a curated record.